This is a messenger RNA of Paracoccidioides brasiliensis Pb18, 873 nucleotides long. RefSeq lists its product as uncharacterized. Gene Ontology annotation, cellular component: endomembrane system. Bases 1 to 873 code for a protein of 290 amino acids. The record is from RefSeq and is a predicted model, not a curated record. The transcript has 2 exons. Gene Ontology annotation, biological process: vacuolar proton-transporting V-type ATPase complex assembly.
AUGGUCCUUCUUGUCAUCACUCCAGCGAUAGCUUCCGCCCUCGAUGGCAUCCCAGCGUCAACUCGCGACGAGCUAUCCCUACCCACUCCCACCAGCUGCUCUGCUAUAUCACAUACGCAGCUUGUUACUCUAUCCAGACAUCUUGUGUCCAAUCCGAGAUUCAUAGAGAAAGGAGAAGGGGAUGCCAAUAGAUAUGGGGGGUCCACUCUCAACUCCCUCCUGAAGGGCACCAGAGUUUACGUUCCCCCUCCUCCACCGAAACCAGAACCUACACCCGAAUACCUCGCCCUGAAAGCCUCCCUUCUCGCCGAAGCCGAAGCAAACAGAUACAAUGCCCUCCUCCACUCAACUUCUACCCACCCCUCCCCCUCUCGACUUUGGGCCCUCAACGACAACCAAAACGACCCCCUCACCCCUUCUCUCGUCCUCAACAUCCUCGUCUCAAUCCUCUUCACGGGCUUCGCAAGCUACUGGGGCCUAUCCAACUACCGCAUCCCGACCUUCCUGACAUUUACAUCGUCGCCGUCACCGUCGAAUCCUGGCGCUGUAUCCUCGCAGCCUGCACGGGUGUUCAUUUCACUGCUUGUUGCACUGGUGGUGGGCGUGGCGGAGGUGGGUGUUUAUGCGCUUUAUCUAAAGAAGGUGGAGUUGGCCAGGAGGAAGGAGAGGGCGAUUGUUGAGAGGAAAGUGGUGGUUGGGGAGGUUGGGGUUGGUGAUGGUGAUGGGAAUAGGGGCGGUAACGGGGAUGACGGUGGAGUCAGGAUUGAUGGGAAAGGGGAGAAGGAGGAGAUUUGGGGUAGGGGAGUGAAUGGUGGGGUGAGGAGGAGGGUUCAGGAGCGGUGGAAAGGGAGGGAUGUGGAUAUGGAAGGGUAG